Messenger RNA from Camelina sativa (false flax), 1248 nucleotides. RefSeq names its product protein cornichon homolog 3. NCBI's taxonomy places the organism in Eukaryota, Viridiplantae, Streptophyta, Magnoliopsida, Brassicales, Brassicaceae. Gene Ontology annotation, biological process: vesicle-mediated transport. The record is from RefSeq and is a predicted model, not a curated record.
GGCAGAAGUAGCGUACUUUCUUCAACACUAGUUCCCGAUCAAGAAUCUCGAACACAGAGAUCGAUGAUAUAUAUAUAUAUACUGAACUGACUUGAUUAUCCGACAAUAAACAUAUCUCUGUUUCAUCUUAGAUACCCAGAAGCUUAAAAGCCAAGAAGAACACAACGAAAUCAAUCCGAGGUAAUUAGUUGUCGGGAGCCAGGAGGAGGAGGAGGAAGCAUGGGAGAGGUCUUGACAUGGAUUAUUUCAUUCGUCAUCCUUAUCACUCUUGUCGGACUCAUCGUCUAUCAGCUUAUUAGCUUAGCUGAUCUCGAGUUUGAUUACAUCAACCCUUACGACUCUGCAUCAAGAAUAAACUUUGUGGUAGUACCAGAAUCCAUCCUUCAAGGAUUUUUAUGCGUAUUCUACCUCUUUACGGGUCAUUGGUUCAUGGCAAUCCUCUGUGUUCCUUAUCUCUACUACAACUUCCAUCUUUACUCGAGAAAACAGCAUUUGAUAGACGUCACAGAGAUCUUCAACUUGCUCGAUUGGGAAAAGAAGAAACGACUCUUCAAGCUCGCUUACAUAGUCCUCACUCUAUUUCUCACCAUCUUCUGGUUAAUCUAUUCAACACUUGAUGAUUACGAGGACUGAACCGUGCUUGAAGAUACAUCGCUCGGUUUGUUCAAACCCCCUUUCUUGCUACUUGACACUGAGCUUUAAGAGACGACAGCAGUGUGACGAUGAAAAGGAAGGUUUUGUAUGUUAGUUAACUGGUUUUAAGGGGGGGGGGGCGACUAGAGAUUUUCUCUAAACCAGAUUUAUAGUCCAUUAGAUUGUUUGAUCUUUGUGGUGAAUCUGUUUAACCAUAUCGGAACCUUCUAACUUAUUCAGAGGUUUUACUUUUUUUUUUUAGCUGCAAAAUUAAUAUUUUUAGGGGUUUUUAGUAUUUAAAUAAAGAGAAAUUGGUAAAUUCUUCAAUUGUGGUGAAGCUAGAAGAAUUUUUUUUAUCUUUAAUCAUCGUGGUGAGUUCUUCUUUCUUUAGAUUUUGAUUCAUCCCAAUCGAGUAUGAAAUUGUGAAGAUCGUCGUUUGGAUUCUGAAUCUCCUGAAACCCUAAUCAAUCCCAAAUCAUCAUCAUCUCUCGAUCACGCUUUUGAUUUUUCUAAGUUUCGAGUGGAUUUGUGGGUGAAACUUAAUGUAAUUUGCAAAAGUUUUGUUACUCUAUGUUGAAUGAAUCUUAAUAGUUCGUAUGGGGUUUUUAUUGUCUC